GGGCGGUGAAAGAGGAAGCGGGAGCGCGGCGGGGCCGCCCGGCCGCCUCCUCUCGCCAUGCCGAGCCCCCGGAGCAGCCGCGAGCGACGCGCCGGCAGCAGCAGCAGCGGCCGCCCCGAGUUCCUGUCCCUCGUGAGCCAGCGCAGCACCGGCUCCCCCGACAGCCCGUCACGCCGCAAGGAGUCGGGCAGCUCCGCGGCGGCCCCGAUGCCCGAGGAGGACUGCAUGAAGCUGAACCCUUCCUUCGUGGCCAUCGCCCUCAGCUCGCUGCUCGCCAUCGACCUUUGGGCCUCCAAGCGCCUGGGCGUCUGCGCCGGAGAGGGCUCGGCCUGGGGCAGCGCCCGUCCCCUCAUGAAGGUCAUCGAGAUUUCAGGGCACGGCAUCCCCUGGCUGCUCGGCACCUUCUAUGGACUCUGCCAGAGCGACAGCUCAGCGGCCAGGGAGGUGCUGCUCAACCUGCUCUUCGCAUUGCUGCUGGAUCUCAUGAUGGUGGCAGUGGUGAAAGGGAUUGUCAAGCGGCCGCGGCCCACCCACAACAAGAUGGAUAUGUUCGUCACCAUCUCAGUGGACAAGUACUCCUUCCCAUCGGGCCAUGCCACCAGAGCUGCCCUGGUCUGCCGCUUUGUUCUGCGCCACCUGGUGCUGGCUGUCCCGCUGCGUGUCCUCAUGGUGCUCUGGGUUCUCAUUGUCAGCAUUUCAAGGGUCAUGCUGGGCAGGCACAACAUGACAGAUGUGCUGUUUGGCCUGCUGCUGGGCUACGUGCUGUACAGCGUGGUGGAGUACUGCUGGCUGUCCCCGCUCAGCGUGCCUGCCCUCUUUGCGCUCUGGAGCCAUUGAUGACUGGGUUCCUCUCAAAGGAGAAGGCAUGCACCUGGUAUUCUAAGCACGCACAAGGAGGGGAUACUGGGAUUUGAGCUCACACAUUGGACUCCACCAAGACUUCAACACUAGCAGCGCCGCAGGCUUCUGGGCCUGCAGUUAGACCUUUGUUAGCUGUCUUAUCCUGUUGGGCAGGGUGUGCACUGGCCAAGCAGCUGCACUGACUGUUGUCCCAUGAAAAACAAAAAAAAACCCAGUCCCUGCAGAGCCCCAGGAGGGCUCAGCACUUUCAUCUGGCAGCUCACAACUGAUACUGUGAAUCUGCAUGCUGUUGCUGGGCACCUGUUGCAUUAGCCCGUGGUGUAUGUGGUAGCUGUGGCUUUGCAGAGAUUUCUCUGAAAAUACAUUGAUCAUGUUACAAUCAUGAUGUGCCCUGCACAGCCUGGUCUAUAAAAUAUGCCUGGAGGGCACUCUCUAGGGUCUCUCUUCAGAUUAUAAAGAACUCUGCCUUCCUAA
Strigops habroptila (Kakapo) is the source of this 1335-nucleotide messenger RNA. RefSeq names its product phospholipid phosphatase 6 (gene PLPP6). The record is from RefSeq and is a predicted model, not a curated record. NCBI's taxonomy places the organism in Eukaryota, Metazoa, Chordata, Aves, Psittaciformes, Psittacidae. The transcript has 3 exons. Gene Ontology annotation, molecular function: sphingosine-1-phosphate phosphatase activity. The coding region runs from base 58 to 837 and encodes 259 amino acids.